Molecule: messenger RNA, 3515 nt
Organism: Magallana angulata
Lineage: Eukaryota; Metazoa; Mollusca; Bivalvia; Ostreida; Ostreidae
Product: protein sel-1 homolog 3-like
Exons: 25
Coding region: 203-3367 (1054 amino acids)
Molecular function (GO): protein binding
Source: RefSeq, a predicted model, not a curated record
CACCGGCAUGAAAAUGUGCAUUUAUUUUGUUUUGUUGAUUGACAACAAACGGGAGGUAAAACAUUAAAUUGAUGGGGAAAUUCAGAAAUAUUUAAACGCUUUUGAUGAUGAAAAAAAAUCGUUAACUGAGACCCUAGAAAAUGUGAGGACAGUACAUAGACCAGAAGUCGGUUUGUUGACAAUCGAUACAGAUACGACACAGAUGGCUGUGCUAACGGUGGUAGCUGUCCAGCUUCUAGGGAUAUUUGUAUCCAACGGAAAAUGUCUCCAACAGAUAGAUAAAGGCGAAACAGAGACUCUAUCCGUUGUAGUGGAUUCCAAUGCACACAGACAAACAGACAUUAUACAAAUACUAGAACCACCCAAAGUGAUAACAAACUCACAGAGACUUCAAAUAUCGUACCACUGUAGCAAAAACAAGGUAUUUGGUAUAGAGGUAAUCUCCAAUACAGAGACACAGAAAAAAGUUCGUCUGUUCCAUAAAGCAUGGAAAUGUUCGAAAACCAAACAAACCAACAGAAAAUUGACUCUGUUUAUAAGAUUUCCACCAAAGUACGCGUUUCAACCGGAUUUUAUUCAGAAGAAUUACGAGUUUUUGUCGGAGACCAAGAUUCGAGUUUGGAUUCUAGAUGAGUGGCAGUGGGAAACUGCACGACGUCAGCAUGACGCAUUUCUUAGAGCGUUUGUGAAAGCCAGCUAUGUUGUCCAAUACCCGUCACCGUUUUCCAGACCGAGAAGGAAUUUUGAAGAUUCCUGUGUUUCAUGGAGAACUCUCAUACUUCUCAACAUUUCACAGCGAAUGAUUCCUAAAUGUCCCCAUGAAAAAGAAUCCAUUGAAAUCAUCCAAUUCCCAGCCGUCAUGACUGGUUUGUCGUAUGGUAUACUGAGAACCUUCCAGCCCUACAAAGAUCUGGGGCUCGAAACAAAGAGGCUGUCAAUGCUACAACGCCCAAGAAUCACCUUGUCCGUUUGGCUGUAUGUGUUGGAAUAUUGUCAGAGAGACCUCUGCAGCAUCAUCGUCCGAAUGAACAGGACCGCUACUUACCUAACACCAAUGAUAUUUCUAACCAAAGACGGAAGGUUCCAUGUUCAAAUCUCCCAAUCGCAAGGACAAGAUCUAGCGGCGCUGACCAACUUCCACGUGCCUUUACGCCAGUGGUUCAGAUUUGUCUUUACUCUUGAUAACCAAAUGUGGGCGUUUACAUUUAAUUAUGGGCCAAAAUUUAACACCACUUUUGAAACUUCUUUUCGCAUUCCGGGAUCGGUGUACAUGGACGAUACAGUCGGGUUUCUAGUCGUUGGGGGGAUGGAAGGCAGACCGGCCUUUAGGGGGUACGUCGGCCAGGCUACUUACUUCAGGAACAAGAUCGUGUCACCCUCACAGAUCUUAUUCCCAGACCCAUUACAUCCUAUGUUCGAGCUUCAGUUGUCCAGACGGGAGGACAAAUGUCUAGCUUUUCUACAAUGGACGAUAGAGAGACUCCAAGUCAGAAAGCUUAUAAGGCAACAGGAAACGCUGAAAAGAAGUUCGUUCAGUUACUUUGCUAACAUCUAUCAACAAACAAGGAAAGACUCAGGCACAACCUGUACUUACCUGGACACACCUGUUCCCAAAACUUACAGGAUACUGGACAGUAUUCUAAGUCGUAAUCAGAAUAUCGACGAAAUCGACAUGAAACGAAUAGGAACCCAACUGUUUGCGGUUCUUAGGAGUAAAAUAGACUCUGACGUCACUCGAAUCAGGAAAAUUUUCCCUGCACUAAAACAGAGCUCCUGCCUCGGAGACAAUGACGCCAUGUAUAUGGUUGCCGUGAUCCUCAACAACGGGUUUCUGGUCAAAGCUGACGAGAUGCAGGCUUUGGCUUACCUGAUGAUGGCAGCUUUGGACAAUCACAGACUAUCGUUCCUGGCCAUAGGAAACAAACACAAGAAUGGUCUGGACACAGUACCAAAAGACUUAGACCAAGCUUACAUGUAUUUCAAAUAUGUUGCUGACACGACGAGAGAGGAUCUCGAAAAACAUAAAGAAACUGAUGUGCUAACCGAAUCAGUUCGUUUGACUGAUGACGUAAAUCUAAGAGAGCAGACGGAUGAAGACGGAGACGUUUUCCAUUGGUGGAUGCACCAGGCAAAAAGAGGCGUGCUAGCUGCUCAACAACAUGUUGCUCGUAUGCUAUUCUGGGGAUCACAAGGUUUGAAGCGUAACAUACAAGCCGCAGUGGAAUAUUACAAAAUGGGGAUCGAAUCAAAAGACCCCGUUGCCAUGUAUGAUUAUGGAAUCCUGAUGAUGAGGGGACAGGGAAUGAAGAAGAAUGUAUCAGAAGGAUUAUCUCACAUUCGAAGAUCUGCAGAACAGAAAAAUCCAGCAGCACUUAACGCAUUAGGUUGGUACGCCAUGAACAUGGACCGAAAUUACUCAAUGGCAGCUUCGUAUUUUGAAGAGUCCUACCGUUAUGGAAAUCCGGAUGCCGCUAAUCAUCUUGGCUUCCUUCAUUUACAUGGAUAUUAUCCAAAUAAAUCUGCAGAUCCAGAUCUAGCGUUGCAAUACUUUAGUUACGCUGCCGCACGUAACCAAUUUGACGCUGGGAUAAGUUUAGCGUACCUUCACCACAAAGGUACUCCUCGGACCAACAGGAGUAUAGAAGUGGCAGUGGAAUGGGCUAGAUUUAUUGCAGAAAAGAAUCCGCAUUUAGGGAUAGUCCUGCGAUCAGCUCUCCAGGCAUACAGACACGGUGACAACUUUCUCGCCAUUUUGUAUUACAUGAUGGCAGCCGAGGCUGGGAUAGAAGUAGGGACCUUUAACUUGGCCUGGUUAUGUGAAGAAAAUAAGGGUGGAACAACUUCAUUCAUAAACAAGGACUGUCAAUGGAGGAACUAUGAUUUAGCAACACACAGAGAACCUCAAUUCGUCGACUCUUAUGCAUUCAUCAAAAUGGGGGAUUAUCAUUGGUUCGGUUGCGAGGGUCGUCGUGACGUGUACCGAUCCGCGGAAUUUUAUGCUCUUGCGGCAUCUAAAGGAGAUCCACAGGGGAUAUUCAAUCUGGCAUAUUUAUUCGAAGAGGGUGUUGACAUCUCGCCACAAAUCUGGCGAAAAUUGGGAAUCCCAAGACAGUUCCAAGCAUCGAAAUCUAAGAUUCUUCACGAAUUGUAUACCAGAUGUCGAGAUUCACCGCGCACGGAGGCUUACAUUCCCUGUACUGUGGCCCUCUAUCGAGUCGUACUGACGGGCAUCUGGCAGAAAUAUCAAUCUUCUAUUAAGAUAUCUGGUUUCAUUGUGGUAUUAUCAUUGACCAUAUAUAGUAUUUACAUUCUGAGGUCUUAUUUCUGGCAUAGGCAUACCACGAAUCUAAGUAUUGGAGAAUUAUGAAGUGGACCUAAAAAAAAAAUAAAUUCCUUUUUUAUCAGUUUGUUAUUUGUAAUAUAUAUGUACAUGUAAUUCAUAAUGGGAUCCCAAAACAUUAACAAUCAUGUGAUAUUUAUCACUCUGCUUCCUCGUACAAGUAUCAGAACGAGAA